Molecule: messenger RNA, 1899 nt
Organism: Fomitopsis serialis
Lineage: Eukaryota; Fungi; Basidiomycota; Agaricomycetes; Polyporales; Fomitopsidaceae
Exons: 4
Coding region: 1-1899 (632 amino acids)
Source: RefSeq, a predicted model, not a curated record
AUGUGGGUGGAAGGAAUCGAGCUGAAAGACCCCUCGAAGGUUGGAAAGGUUGACUGCCUACGUCUGUUGAAGCACUGGCGCACCCUCCAGGAAGGACCGCUGGGCCCCCGAGCAUUCAAGCUCAGGGGUUAUAUUAAAGAAAACAAGUCAGCCAGCGGCGAGCAGGUUGUUGCGGCAGAUCUGUACGAGGCCUAUCUGAAGAUGUGCAAACUGCGCUUCGACUCACAUCAGAGGAUGAGGGCAGCUAGCUCCGCCCAGCACGCCGAUGACCCGCCUGACGUGGCUUCCCCCGAGACCUCCGGUCCUGGAAGGUUACCAGGGCAAAAGAACAUCAUUCCAGAGGCCGACGACGCGGUGGAGCGCAUUGAUGAAUCUAAGACAGCAAAAACGGCCAAGACGGGUAAGGCGCGCAAGGCGGCCAGGAGCACCAAAGCGGCCACCGCGUUGAAAACAGCCAAAGCGGCGAAGUCGGUCACCAAGAACGAUCGACGCAUUGCUCUCGGAAUGUCGAAGAAGCAGUUUGGGAAAACAAGACGAAUGGAAGCCUCUGACGACAGCAGCGGGGAAUCCGUCACCGAUGAGGACUCCUGGAGCGGUGGGUCAGAAACCGAGCCUGCCCAGUCCCCUGACGUUGUCGGUGAGUUGGAGGAGGACCGUGACGGGAGCGACGGGGAGAGGCAAAGCGAGGAGGAAUCUGUCAGCCCAAAGGCAGCCAAAAAGAGCCUGUUCCCCAACACUCCUCCCCCGGAAGGCUUAAUGCCUAUGGCACCUCUUGAUGUCGAGACGGUCGGUGGCCGUCUUGACUUCCUUCGAGGACUGAGCAAAGACAAGACGUACCUUCAGGCCAUCACUGCGCUGGAUGUAGGGAUGGAAAUCAGUCGCACGUUGGAUCUUGCUCGCCUUGCGAUCGAUGAUAUCCCUGGUAUACCGUGGGCGUCUUGGAGCUAUCAGGGAUGUCAUCUCCCUGAAGAGGUACAUUCCGAGGACGACGGUCUCUGGCCUCUUCUGGAUUAUCUCAACACCCCCUUCUACGGCAGCGACUCUGCAUCUGGGGGAGUGAAGUGGGAACGAGUGGAGCAGGCUCUCCUCGCAGUUGGCUUGGCUCUGCGCGAUCUCGACAUCGUUCAGUUUCCAUUUGAUCCUGACGAGGAUGAAACAUCGUCCAUCCAUCCCAUGUAUAUGUAUGCGUCCAGCCUCACUUUCAAGACGGGCACCGAACUUCUUGGGCUGAUUGCACCCCUAUCAACGUUGUCUUCGUCACCCUUGGAUCGUGCUGCAAACAAGACAACAAAGGUUCUUCCUCGCGCCAAAAUCCGUGCAGCACCAGCAACCUCAUCCACGGCCCCAGUUCCAGACGGGGCCUUGGCCAGUAACGCGGUCCGACCUGAGGGCCAGAAGCAGAUGCAGAAGCAACAUAACGGUUGGCGUAGCCGCCCUGUGUUGGCUCCCAUUGGAUUCGGAUCUAUUCCGCUUCGUGUUCCGGGCCUGGCAGACCCUGCUCACGUCGCUAAUCCUCGAAAUGCCGCGAGCCCCGCUUUGCCCGUCUUAGAGCAGGGUCCACCGUCUCAGGCAGCAUCUGGAUCUCGGAUUAGGGCUGGAAAGCCAUCGGGAGGUGGCAGCCCUCGUUUGGAUGUACCUGCACCGCCAUCCAACCCACGCAAGCGCAAGGUUGCUGAAGUGCAGGAACCAGCGCAGCCGGCGUCCAGUUCCAAACGCAGCAGGACGGAGGCUGCGCCUAUCUCACAAGACGGCGGUGUUCGCAAGUCAGGCCGUCUCGCCUUGGAAGGAGAGGAGGGCAGAGCGAGGGCGCGGGAGUUUACUAUCUCAAACUACAAGGCGAAGAAAAUGACAGUGUCUGCUAAGGCGACCAAGACGGCUAAGAUGGGUGUUAAGAAGUAG